Molecule: messenger RNA, 4677 nt
Organism: Mytilinidion resinicola
Lineage: Eukaryota; Fungi; Ascomycota; Dothideomycetes; Mytilinidiales; Mytilinidiaceae
Exons: 4
Coding region: 238-4584 (1448 amino acids)
Source: RefSeq, a predicted model, not a curated record
AUAAUAAGGUGCAGGCCAUUACUCCCCCUCCAUCACCCCUCCGCACGAGGCUUAUAAGCCCUCUGUCUCCAUUACACAUUCUCGAGCCGCCACGCGCGCAUAAAGGAGCGCCGCUGAGUCCCGUCACCCGCUUCUCCACCUGAACGCUUGCAAGGCCGGCAGUCGACGUUUCUGCGGAAGCGCCUACUACUACCUCGUGGCGACUAUUAGAACCUGACUAUAGAUACACGGAUUGUUAUGGCAGAGCAGAUCACCCAAGAUGUGGUAAAGGAAGCACAGUCGAUGGGUGAGUCCUCGCCCAUCGACGCUACUGCGACAACUACCAUUGACUCCGCCGGCGACGGCGAGGUGCCCUCGGACCGUACGACCGCCAGCCCAAAGCCUUCAAAUGCUCUUCCUACACCUCCCCCAAGCACAAGCGAUGCUGGAGCCGAUGCUCCCCCCUCAACAGACAAGGCCGUCGAGAAAAAUGCGACUAUGGGUGGCAGCAAGGACGCAGAUAUUGGGGUACUUCAGGCUGAUGGAGAGCAGUUCGCGGUGCUAGAACCUCCUAACAGACAACUUGACCCAUCGCUGUCCAAAGCAGAGGUGCCACUGGUGAACGGAGAUGCCGGGGAUCUUUCUGCACCGGAGGACGCCACCUCUCAACAUGCCCUUGCGGAAGUCAGCGGUGGUUCUGAUACAGAUAUCAGCCGACCGGGGAGCGUGGACCAAGCGAAUGAGAGGCCUGGACGGCACUUGCGCUCGAAUUCAAUCCAGAAGCCAAAGUCAUUCAAGUCUGUCUCCGUGACGAAGAAUUUUCUUGCAAAAGCGGUAACUACGCCGGUGGCGCGACCAGGAGAAAAGGCACCCCCAGUCGGCCAGACAAAUGCAUCACUACUGCAAAGCGCGAAGCCUCGACUAGUUGCUAAAUCUGGGAGUGGCUUGGGAUCAGUCAUGCGCACGUCGUUAGCAAAGACGAAUGGGGCAGGGUCUGGUCCUGAUGCAACUAAAGUGUGGAACAAAAACCAACCGGUACCUCCACCACCUCCGAAGCAGUUCACGGAUGAAGAGCUCAAGCAGCAAUAUGGGAUCCAUUUGGCCACUCGGCUACAGGCAGACGACACGAACAAGGAGGCUAAGUGGGCGGACAUCGACGACGACGAGGAUGACUGGGCACCUGAAACGGUAGAAUGGAUGGAUGGCACCAAAUCUACAGUCAACACGACGGAAGCCCAGAAGCCCCCGGAGGAACCCAAGCCUAGUAUUCUAAGGAAGGAAACGCCUGAACCUGUUAGACCUGGUCCGGCUCCUACUGCCAUUCAACGACCUAGUUCGACUGGUGGAACUAAGACGAUUCUGAAGCCAGGUGCUCACACGAGCUCCACCAAAUCCAACCUAGUUCUUAAGGGUGCUCCCGAGAAGCCAACACUGGUGGCGAAGCCAUCCGCUCCAGCACAAGUCAAAUCGCCUUGGGCACCACUCCCGCCUGUAGAAAAAGUCUCGCCUGUACAAAUUAAUCCCCCUAAUCACCCGCCGCCACCGUCACGUUUCUCUCAGCGCGAUCCGCACGGAUUUGAUGCUUUGCCUCCUGUUCCUAGUACCACCAAGGAGUUUGCGCCAGACGACUUCAACCGGUCAUGGAGAGAUGAGCGCGGCAACAAGGAGCUGUUCAAUUCACACAAUGGUCGCUACGAGCCUGUCAACGAGAUGCGGCGAGGCUCAAUCCGCAGCAACGAGUUCAGGCAGCCUUCGGUGCUUCAGCGACCCUCUCCACAAGGAGCGCCUGCCGAGCCCUCGGCGGCAUUCCAAACCUCACGCUCGAGUGGCGAUGCUCCAACAUGGGGCAGGCGGCGCAAUUCAUCAAACGUUAGUGGGGGAAGCGGCCGUCGGCCAUCAUUCGCGCCUGACAUGCCACCCAUUCCACUUGACAUGCAGCACCGACGCGGAUCACAGUCGAUGACUGGCUCAGACAUUGGGACACCUGGAGGGACCCCUCGCCUGGCCUUUGCGCAGCGUCAUCACGCUCCUGAGCACGGCAUCUCACCUGCCGAGCAACAUCACUCCUGGACGCAGCGAUCGUCGCCGAACAUCAGUCAUGUGCAGCCGACCUCACCUCUCGAAUCCAUAAGCUCAGGUCCCGGCGACGCAGUCCAUACACCCGCCCAGCCCGUAGAGGACCCCGUCGCAGUGCAGAAGCGGCUCAUGCAAGAGAAGAUUGAGCGCGCGAAACUCGAGAAAAAGCGCCAGCAAGAAGUAGAAGCCAAGGAGGAAGCAGCCAGAAAGGAGCGCCUCAGGCUGAAACUCGAAGCCAUGGGGAUGGGUGAGAGCAAGGACAAGCCCAAAGAGCCAUCGCCGUCACGAGCUGCAGAGAAGUCGCCCCAGAAAGAGCGAGCGCUGCCAGCGCCGAUGCAGUCGCCCCCGAAGCCGCCAGUUCCUCAGUCCGAGGGCGAGGUUGCGCAGUACGGCAUGAUGAAAGUACACCAGCCGCACCCCGUCCGGAAAGCCAGCCACGUCUCCGACGCGAGCAUCCCAGAGCUGCGAGCAGCGCCCAAGGCCAGCAGUGAUGCGCCGCCGCAGGUUGCGUCAAAGCGCAGUCCCUCACCACUGAAGGCGCUGAGUGCCGGAGAGGCGCCGAAGGCGGUGUCGCCGCCGGCUCUGCCUCUUCACGACAUUUCACCUGACAAUAGAGCCCCACAGGGGAACAAUAGCAAGCCCCAGCCUCCUCAAUUACAACAAUUGGAAGCGAGUGAGGACCGUGCUGCGCACAACGUAUUUAAAGAGCGGCCGCCGCCCACCUGGACCUCGUCCUCCAUCUCUUCUUCACACUCUGUUCCUUCCUCUCAAGCGAUCACUUCUUCUCAAGACGCACUCACUGCCUGGAGCAGUGGCCUUUCUAAAGCACCAUCUUCUUCUACCAACGUUUGGGGUCCUCCUCAUAAAGCACUUGGCAACGGCACGUUUGAGACCAGCUUCAACCGAACAUCGUUACGCCCAGCUUCGCAGCAGCAGCUUCAGGCAAGCAGCUCACCAGGCCCAAUCGCUCCGCCUUCGUCGCUCAGACUGUCUCCUGCUCAGCGCGCAGCUGUGCCGACUCAAUCUCAAGAUCAAUCUCAAUCCAGACAUCCCCAUCCUCCAACCGUCGACAUGGGUAAUACCCGUAACCAUGGCACCGCUCUGACCAACUGGUCUGCCAGCGCUACUUUGGAAGGCCACGGUCCUCACGACAACUGGAACGGGUAUGGGAGCUACAUCUUGCUUUCCGAUGCCCUGGCUAUCGCUAAGAGCCACGAAAUGGCAAAGGUGCUCGGCGACAACUACAAGCACGAGAUUCGUGAGCGUUUCACUCCCAGUGUCGGCCGCAAUCGCAAGACCGUCACCACUCGCUACGCUCCAGCCGGCGGUCACCUGGCUGUACAGGAACCGACCGACGAAGCCCAGUCUGCGGAGACCGCCAACACCACCAACGCUCCCGCUAUCGCCGAGGCCAAUCCUUUCUUCGGGAUCCCACCUCACCUUCGCCCAGCUGCCCGGGCUGCAGCAGCUGCAGCCGCUGGAGAGGCUGCUCCCGUCCAGAGCAUCCCACCGCACCUUCGUGCUGCCGCGCGCAAGGAAUCGCGCUACUUCGCAGGAGGUCGUGAGGACUCGUCGUCGCAGGCCUCUGGUGCCUCGCAGCAAUCCGACUCUCCACCUCCUCCCGAGACCCAGUCUCACCCGGUGUUCGACAGCGAUUCGGCGCGCCCGAAAGUCAACUUGCCAAUUCCCAAGGCAGUGGUCAAGCUCCCACCAGCUAAGUCGCCUCCAGUCCAGCGCGCUGUCCUGGCGACCCGCGCAAAGUCCACUGCAGCUCUCGGCGCUCAGCCCCUCGCCAACACCGAAGCCUGGCAGGCGCGGUUCAAUGGUCUGUUCAACAAGAAGGAAGUCGCUCCGACCGGCUCUACUGGCAAGCCAAAUCUCCUCGCUGUCGCUCCUGCCACCAAGGCCCCACUUGUCGAUGUCGCCAGUGUGAACUCGGCAACGGUCUCUCUGCCGGUCGCCAUCAAGUCGUCAUUCGUCAACGACGGCAGCAAAGACGUUCUCUCUCGCGCCAGUCCCGAAGACACCCUCUUCGAUGACCGUACCUUCGGUUCUGUUCCGGUCGUCAAGUUGCCAGAGGUCCCGCAUGGCUCGGCCAGUCUGCCGGCAGUUCAUGCUCGCCUAAACCUCAAGUCUCAACGCCCAGUCGACUCCACCAGCAAGACCGAGCUUGCCAUUGGCAAGGAAGACGAGACGGCCAAGGGCAUCAACGUCAAUGUCCGCGUCGGCAACUUGACCGAGCCCGUCACCAAGACGAUGGCUCCCCGCCGCAACGAUCGACGAGCUUCGGGAUAUCAGAAGCGUUCUUUCCCUCCGCGCAACAACUCGAACAAUACCCAAAACCCCCGCGGCAGGAAUCAGUCUGGCAGCUACCAGGGCCAAGGCGGUUCGUCUCAGAACACGACUCCACGCCCAGCCAACAACGGCUCUCGCUCUGGCUCAGGCAAUUGGAACAAUCGCAGCAACACCAAUACCUCGCAGCAGAAUGGUGCUUGGACCAAGCGUGUAGCUCCGGCUGUAGCGCAUUGAGCCCCGUAUCUUGCAUCUCUCGAUCUACAAUCGCUUGCACACCUGCAUCUACGGCGUUGGCUUCAUCGAUCGUUAUCGAGCACAGCAAAGAUC